AUGUCCAGCAUCCUAUGCAUCGCAGGGCCGUCGCGGCUCUGCUUGCGAACAGAGGCUACAAAAUCGCCACCAGCAUUAUCACGCAUCAUUGCGCCCUCUCGCUCCUUCUCGCAGUCAUCUCCAGCAGCAUCGGGAUCCUCGAAAUGGUCCAAAAUCCGCCACAAGAAGGCCAUCCUCGAUGCAGCUCGCUCGAAUACAUUCGGUCGCCUCACGAGCGAGAUAGGCGCAGCUAUACGAGCCAACGGCCCUUCGCCGGACACGAAUGCCCGCCUGGCUAUGUGCCUUCGCAAAGCCAAAGAGCUCUCCUUCCCUAAGGACCGCCUGGAGAAUACAAUCUCGAAAGCGGUACGGCAAUUGUCGGGCGGCGAGGGGAUGCAGACUGUUUCUUACGAGGCAUUAGGACCGGACGGAGUGGCGAUGAUUAUUGAGUGUGCGACCGAUUCGCCGGGCAGGACGCAUGCGAGGAUCAAGGAGAUCUUCAACAAGCCCUCGAUGAAUGGCGGGGCGAGGGUAAGCUCCGUCAGUCACCUCUUUGAGCGCAAGGGCGUGGUCAGAGUAGCGUUGCCCGCGGAGGGCGGAAAGACCUUUGACGAAGUCUUUGAGAUGGCGCUCGAGGAUGGGGCAGAGGAAGUCAGAGAGGUGGAAGAGCCUGAGUCCGAUGCGGAGGAGAAGGUCUUGGAGGAGGACGGUACGGUCGUAGAAAUCUUGUGCGAGCCGGCGGCUAUUGGGGCAAUCAGCCAGAGAUUGAAGGGGGCACAGGUAGGGAUGGUCCUGGAAGCGGAGCAGAGGAUGCUGCCGACUAGUCCGCCCUUGAGGAUAGGUGAUGCGUCAGAGGAAGGCGAGGAGAGCGGCGAUGCUGGUGAGCGGGUCUCCACAGAGACGAUUGCCAAGAUGGACAGAUUCGUGGACUUCUUGCAAGAGAAUGCAGACUGCAGCAAGGUUUGGAGCAACAUUCGCAAUUGGCCGUAG
Messenger RNA from Jaminaea rosea, 969 nucleotides. RefSeq names its product DUF28-domain-containing protein. The record is from RefSeq and is a predicted model, not a curated record. Bases 1 to 969 code for a protein of 322 amino acids. NCBI's taxonomy places the organism in Eukaryota, Fungi, Basidiomycota, Exobasidiomycetes, Microstromatales. The transcript is spliced from 2 exons. Gene Ontology annotation, cellular component: mitochondrion.